Molecule: messenger RNA, 2668 nt
Organism: Galleria mellonella (greater wax moth)
Lineage: Eukaryota; Metazoa; Arthropoda; Insecta; Lepidoptera; Pyralidae
Gene: bisc
Product: TM2 domain-containing protein CG10795
Exons: 4
Coding region: 158-757 (199 amino acids)
Source: RefSeq, a predicted model, not a curated record
UCAUUGGCACUUGCUUGACUUACUUUCUUGUCAAGUUAUCUUGUGUUCUUUUCUUAUUGUCAUUUAUAUUUUUAUGUGAUUAAUGAUUUUAUCUAAGAAAAAUACUAAAAUGCAUUCGUUCUGUUUGUAAGCGAGAAUUGUUUAUCCUUCAUCCAGGAUGGCACAAAUAUAUUUAGCGUUUAUGUUAAUAAUAAUUUUGGAGUCAUUCGGCGAAUGUUCUGUCGAUCUUAAAAGUGAUUCUGUGCUAGAAGAGGUUGAUUGUAAUACUUUGCGGCUAGGCCAAUAUAUAUGUCCUGAUCCAAGUAUUAAUCAAAUUGAUCCCAAUACACAGCAAUAUCGUGAUUGUAUGAAAGGUGAAGAUAUCCCGUCCGAAGGAGAAGCUUUAGUUCAAUGCAUUGCUGCAGAUGGUAUUAUUUGUCAAGAAACAAAAAGUUCCACAUUCAAGAAGAAAUUACCUUGUAAAUGGACUAAUGGAUACUCCUUGGAGAUAGCCUUAUUAUUAUCAGUGUUUUUGGGGAUGUUUGGACUAGAUAGAUUCUAUUUGGGUUACCCAGGUAUAGGAUUAGCUAAACUAUGCACUCUGGGUUUCAUGUUUCUUGGACAAUUAUUGGAUAUUAUACUCAUUGCUGCUCAGGUAGUAGGACCAUCAGAUGGUUCAGCUUAUGUUAUCCCAUACUAUGGUGCUGGAGUUAAAGUAAUCAGAAGUAGCAAUGAGACAUACCUUUUGCCCCAAGCUGACUGGCACAACAUUACUUGACAGUGGGGUACUAUAUCAUUCGAGAUUGAUGAAGAUUAUGAAUGGACAUAAGUUAGCAAUGAUGUUACCACCAAAAUGAGAUGCUGUGUUCUACAUUUCAAUGUUAUGCAGGGUGUAUGUGACAAAUUGGUAAUAAUUUGAUUCAAACCAUUACUUUGAACUAAGAAUUAAUGGAAUUUUGUCAAAAGUAAUUUAAAAAAUAAGAUUCUUAAUUCAUUUGUAUUUGAUAGAGUCAUCACUUUUAUGUUUUAAAAGAUAAAGAUAGGAUCAACAAAUAAAUAAAUCUUGGCCAAUCUGUCACUUGCACUUUGUUUAGUAAUUUUAAGAAUAUUAUUAAAAAUGAAUUUUAUUCAUGUUGUAAAUAUUAAUUGUAUAGAAAUCUAUAAGUACUUGUUAAUAUAAAUUUAAAUCCUACUAUUUGCAUCUUAAACCUUAUUAUUACAAGAGUUUGACUCUUAUUUAUAUAGUUUUAAGUGACAUCCUAAGGGAAUUUUUGAUUCAUAUUUUGUAUUCUACAAUAUCUUUAUUAAUUCUGAAACAUUUUUUUCAAUUAACAGAAUUUACUUCUAUUUUAGUUACAUAGUAAUUUAGCCAUGAUUGAAAACUGCUUUUGUUUUUUAUUGCAGAAAAGAAUUCUGUUUGUGUUAUUGUUGGAAUUAUUUCGGAGGCAAUUAAAAUACAGUAUAAUUAAUUACUAUUUAUUAAACUACAAUAAACAAAUUUUUAAAGUUAAUUUGUUCCUAAUUGUUUCUCACUAUUUGUAUCUUCUGUAGUUUGCUGAGGUUCAUGUAAUGUGAUGUCAUUUGGUGGAGCGAUAAGUGUAAAUAUUACAGGUGUACUUGACAAGGACGGGUUACCAUUUUGUUCUAAUAAUCGUAUCCAAGAUAAAAGUGAGUCCCUUGAUGAAGUACCUGUAAUUUAGAAUAAUUAAUACAAACUUAAUAGUUUGAAAACAUAUUAUUAUAGAUAGUAAAGUUGCAUGUAUGCCUUGUUCCCUUAGCAGGAUAGCUAAGUAUUAUAGACACAGACAUGUAGUUUAGUAAAGUGACUAUUUAUGUGAUAUUUUUUAAAAUGAAAUUUAAAUUUUAUGUGAAUAGGUUUAAAAGGAAGGGAAAUCAUAUAGAAAAGUUGUUUGCAAUUAAUUAAUGUGUGAAUGUAUGGUUUAUAAAACAUUUAAUUUAAAAUAGUGAAGAAAUAAAUGGUUGAUAGUAUAACUUAUCAUCAUUUUUAGUGUAACUUUGCUAUAUAAAUUUUUUCAUCUUGUAUAUAAGGUGUCAGAUUAAUAUGUAUAAUAUAAUAAUUUGUUACACUUUGGAAGUGUAACAGUUUGUUUUAUAUCUAUUUAUUUUAAAUGUCUUUAUUGUCUCAGUAUUAUUAGCUUUUUAACUGGUUCAGUUAGACUUAUCCAACAAAUAUAUAUGUAAAUAUUAGAUAACAAAUCCAUCAAGUGGUAUGGUCAUAUGUCCACUUGUUGGAUUUAUCAAUGAAUGAACUGUUUUUAUGUUUGUUUUUCAAUAUAAUUAAUUGCCUGUUACAUAAACACAGUAGUAAAAUAAAAAUGGAAUACAGACUAAAAGUUUAUGAUUUCUGUAAAGUGCUAGAGACAACUGCUACAAAGCAAGGUAGAAAAUUUAUAUUUUUUUACCUGUUGCACAAACUGAAACUAUUGUGCCAUCAUCUUGUUCAUGUACUGUACAUUUUGUUGCAGGAAGUUUUGUACUACCAAUAAAGCCAGGUAUGCCUGGGGGCUUCUCUAUAUUUGAAACAUCUAAAAAAAACAAUAUAUAUUUUAAGAAUUUUGUAAAUAGUGUCAUAUACAGUAAAAUGAUGUAAAAAUAAAACAAGGUACAUUAUAUUAAUAUUGUACAUAGUAUUACAACUCAAAUAAAAUAUAUGUAAUUCUUUUUACCA